UGUCCUUUGCAGCAGCCGCCGCGAAUAGAGAAACGAGCUGCUGGAGAUGUAAACAGAUUCCGCUGUCAUCCAUUCAAACAACGCGAGAUGAUAUGGUGGAUAUUCUUAGCUCUGUGGGAAAUGUUAUGAGAGGAUACAUCACCGCUAGUCAUACUCUGUCUUUCUAGAAUGGUCGUUGUUUACGGUCUCAGUUUUUCACAUGCCAGUAAUCCGGUUAGAAGAGAUGUAUUGUUAUAGCUGUCCACGGCUGCUAGACAGCUAGCCUAGCUCGUUGCGCCGUAGGAGAGCGGCCGACCUUGACCAGAUGGAUAUCACGAGACUCGCUGUGGAUGCGGGCGCGUUUAUCAACCGAGCAGUUCAGUAUACAGAGGAAGCUCUGGGGCAGGCUGAGAAGACAGAGUUGGACAGCCGGUUGGAGAGUCUCCUGGACAGAGCAGAGUCCACUAAGACCUGGACUGACAAAAUCAUCUCACAGACUGAGACUUUACUGCAGCCUAACCCUGGAGCUCGUUUAGAGGACUUGUUGUAUAAGGGUCUGGAUUGGAGCGCCCCUGAGAGGCCAACCCCCCACGAGCUGCUGAGUGAAAACAUGAUGGACGCUGCUCUGGAACUGGGGAGACACACACCCUACGGUAGUACUCUGAUUAAGUGUGGGGAGUUGGAGAGGCAGAUCGGGGUGGCGAACAAGAAGCUCAUCCAGAGUACAGACAUCAACUUCCUGUCUCCUCUACGAAGGUUUACUGACCAGGAAUACACAGUUAUACAGAAUGAGCGCAGGCAGCUGGUGAAUAAGCGGUUAGAUCUGGACAUUGCAAAGGCCAGACUGAGAAAGGCACAGGAAGCAGACAGCGAGGCCCGGGGUCUAAAUGCUAACCCAUUAGGAGAGGAGUAUGUAGCUCAUGUCUCCUACAUGUUCAGCUUCCUACGAGUCAGAUGGCUGAAGAUGUGGGCCCAGGAAGUCUCUCAGGCUGAGAUGGAGCUGAGGAUCUCUCAGUGUGUGUUUGACCGACAGUCAGAGAUCACCAGACUACUGCUGGAGGGAAUCAACACUACACAUGCUGCCCAUUUGAGAAGUCUGUAUGACUUUGUAGAAGCCCAGGGUAGCUACUACGCUCAGUGUUACCAGCUCACACAGGACCUACACACCCAACUGGCCAGCGCUCCCCCUCUGAUCUGCUACAAUAACAACUGGCACUUAGAAACUAACCAACCCUCCACAGGUAACCUGCCCUUAGCAACCAUUCAGCCCCUAGCAACCUGUGACUCUUCAACAACCAACCAGGCAACUAGCCAACCCUUAGCAACCAACCAGGCAACUAGCCAACCCUUAGCAACCAACCAGGCAACUAGCCAACCCUUAGCAACCAACCAGGCAAACAGCCAACCCUUAACAACCACCCAGCCCUUAGCAACAUGUGAGUCUUCAACAACCAUCCAGGCAACUAGCCAACCCGUAGCAGCCAACAAGGCAACUAGCCAACCCCUAUCAAGCAACCAGGCAAACAGCCAACCCUUAGCAACCAACCAGGCAGCCAACGAGUCCUCAAAAACCAACAAGUCCUCGACAACCAAUAAGUCCUUGACAAACAACCAGACAAGCAGCCAACUCUUAGCAACCACUGGAUCCUCUACAACCAACCAGGCCUCGACAAUCAUCCAGUCAAACAGCCAACCCCUAGGAACCAACCAGGCAACCAGCCAACCCCUAGAAAUCAACCAGGCAACCAGCCAACCUCUACAAACCAACCAGGCAACCAGCCAAUCCCUACAAACCAUCCAGGCAACCAAUGAGUCCCCAACAACCAAUGUGUCCUCAUCAACCAACCAGGCAACAAACCAACCCCUAGCAACUAACCAGCCCUUGACCACCAACCAGGCAACCAAACAAUCCCUAGCAACCAACCAGGCACCCAGUCAAUCCUUAGCAACCAUUGAGUCCUCACCAAUCAACAAGUCCCCGACAAACGACCAAGCAACCAGCCAACCCUUGACAAUCAACCAGGCAACCAGCCAACCAUUAGCAACCGAUGAGUCCUCAACCACCAACCAGGUAACUAACCAACCCUUACAAACCAACCAGGCCAGCAAUGACUUCCCAAUAAUCAACGAGUCCUCAACAAUCAACCAGGCAACCAGCCAACCCUUAACGACUUACCAGCCCUCGACAACUAACCAGGCAACCAGCCAAUCCUUAGCAACUAACCAGGUCCCCAGCCAACCCUUUACAACCAGCUGGGAAUCUUUCAAACCCUUAGCAACCAAUGACUCAUCAACAACCAACGAGUUCUCAACCACCAACCAGACAACUAGCCAACCCUUAGCCACCAACAAGGCAACCAACCAGACAACCAAUGUGUUCUCAACAACUAAUGAGUCCUCGACCACCAACCAGGUAACUAACCAGCCCUCGACAACCAAUCAGGUAACCAACCAAUCUCUAGCAACCUACCGGACAAACAGCCAACCCUUAGCAACCAAAGAGUCGUCAACAAACAACGAGAACUUGACAAACAACCAAGCAACCAGCCAACCCCUGACAUCCAACCAGGCAACCAGCCAACCCCUACAAAUCAACCAGGCAACCAAUGAGUCCCCAACAACCAAUGUGUCCUCAUCAACCAACCAGGCAACAAACCAACCCUUAGCAACUAACCAGCAUAUGACAACCGACCAGGCAACCAGUCAAUCCCUAGCAACUGACCAGGCACCCAGUCAAUCCUUAGCAACCAUUGAGUCCUCACCAAUCAACAAGUCCACGACAAACAACCAAGCAACCAGCCAACCCUUGACAACCAACCAGGCAACCAACCAACCGUUAGCAACCGAUGAGUACUCAACCAUCAACCAGGUAACUAAUCAGGCCAGCAAUGACUUCCCAAUAAUCAACGAGUCCUCAACAACCAACCAGGCCACCAGCCAACCCUUAACGACUUACCAGCCCUCGACAACUAACCAGGCAACCAGCCAAUCCUUAGCAACUAACCAGGUCCCCAGCCAACCCUUUACAACCAGCUGGGAAUCUUUCAAACCCUUAGCAACCAAUGACUCAUCAACAACCAACGCGUUCUCAACCACCAACCAGACAACUAGCCAACCCUUAGCCACCAACAAGGCAACCAAUGUGUUCUCAACAACUAAUGAGUCCUCGACCACCAACCAGGUAACUAACCAGCCCUCGACAACCAAUCACGUAACCAACCAAUCUCUAGCAACCUACCGGACAAACAGCCAACCCUUAGCAAACAAUGAGUCGUCAACAAACAACGAGAACUUGACCAACAACCAAGCAACCAGCCAACCCUUGACAUCCAACCAGGCAACCAGCCAACCCCUACAAAUCAACCAGGCAACCAAUGAGUCCCCAACAACCAAUGUGUCCUCAUCAACCAACCAGGCAACAAACCAACCCUUAGCAACUAACCAGCAUAUGACAACCGACCAGGCAACCAGUCAAUCCCUAGCAACCAACCAGGCACCCAGCCAAUCCUUAGCAACCACUGAGUCCUCACGAAUCAACAAGUCCCCGACAAACAACCAAGCAACCAGCCAACCCUUGACAAUCAACCAGGCAAAUAGCCAACCGUUAGCUACCAAUGUGUCCUCAACCACCAACCAGGUAACUAACUAACCCUUACAAACCAACCAGGCCAGCAAUGACUUCCCAAUAACCAACAAGUCCUCCGCAACCAGCCAACCCUUAGCGACUCACCAGCCCUCGACAACUAACCAGGCAACCAGCCAAUCCUUAGCAACUAACCAGGUCCCCAGCCAACCCUUUACAACCAGCUGGGAAUCUUUCAAACCCUUAGCAACCAAUGACUCAUCAACAAGCAACGAGUUCUCAACAACUAGCCAACCCUUAGCCCCCAACCAGACAACUAAUGUGUUCUCAACAACUAAUGAGUCCUCGACCACCAACCAGGUAACUAACCAGCCCUCGACAACCAAUCAGGUAAUCAACCAAUCUCUAGCAACCUACCGGACAAACAGCCAGCCUUUAGCAACCAAUGAGUCGUCAACGAACAAUGAGAACUCAACAAACAACCAAGCAACCAGCCAACCCUUGACAACCAACCAGGAACUCAUCGAACCCUUAGCAACCAACAAGUCAUCAACCACAAACCCGGUAACCAACCAACCCUUACAAACCAACCAGGCAACAGACAUCCCUUGAUAAGCCACCAGGAAACCAUCAAACCCUUAGCAGCCAAUGAUUGCUCAACAAUCAACGAGUCCUCGACAACCAACGAGAACUCGACAAACAACCAACUCUCAACAACAAACCAGCCCUUAGAAACCAGCCAGUCAACCGGUCAGCCUGCUGGUGGUCCUGUAGCUGACUGAACAGUCUGACUGUGGAACUGUUUGUAUGAAUAGCGUGCGUUUAUACUGUGGGUUUGAGUUGUGAACAUCUCCUCUCUGCCAAAACAUCAGCUACCAUGGCUAGUUCCUAAAUGAAGGCUCUGACCUAAAGCACGAAGGAAAAUAGGGUGUCACUUCAGAUUGGUCCAAUGUCGUAGUGGUGAAGGGCAACACAGCUAUAGGGGCCGUCUAUGAACUGUAGCAGGCUUGUAUUGACCAUUCACCAGUGUUGUUGUUGGACCCAGCAGGACACAAGCGUACGGGCUAAUCCAGGAAGAGUAAGAGGACGUGCUACUAUGAAGUCAUCAGUGGGAGGAAUGUCUUAGAUGUUAUCUACUGUCCUGUCAUAACCUGUAUGUGUCUAUCAAAGCAUCCAUGUACUCUUUAAGGGAGUUACGUAUACAGGCCUGAAUGUAUGUAUAUGGUGGUGAUCUAUAGUAUGUGCAGGUUAUCUGGAUGUAUAUGUAUGUAGGUUACUGUAUAUGGUGGUGUAGAUCUAUAUGGUUGUUAUAGACUGUGUCUAUUUGGAGACUUAGAAAUGGAGGAACACUGACACCUGUGUUUACAUGAUGUCUUGUGUCGUCUGAAAACAGUUUGUGUGAUCGAGAGGUGACAUUUUGUUGCAAAUGUAACACGUGUGUGUGUGUGUGUGACCCUUCACCUCUAUAGGGUGAGGUCAUUUUCCAUAUGGCAACAUGUCGUGCUUAUUCCAUAGUAUUAAACAUAUACACACACACUUACAGCCUUGAAUAUAGGCCCACCAGGCUAAACCGUGUAAAUGUUUCUGUCUACAGAUGUUUUCAAUUGACCCUGCCUGACAGGACAGCUAUACACUCACUCUCACACUCACACACACACACACGACAGCCCCGCCUCAAUCUGCUGGUGCUGAUGUCUACAUGGUUACUCUGGGUUACUGGGACACACACAACACACACACAUUAACUAUUGAGGUUAACUUGGCAGGGUUGUUUCAGUGACAUUAUAAUGUUGUUUAAUUAUUAACUCUGAUCAUAUUAGAUCGUCUGGCAUUAUUUAUAAUCAUAUUAAACAGAUAAUGAGG
Salvelinus fontinalis (brook trout) is the source of this 5425-nucleotide messenger RNA. Its product is annotated as mucin-17-like. The transcript is spliced from 10 exons. Gene Ontology annotation, molecular function: protein binding. Gene Ontology annotation, cellular component: cytoplasm. The record is from RefSeq and is a predicted model, not a curated record. The coding region runs from base 305 to 3628 and encodes 1107 amino acids. NCBI's taxonomy places the organism in Eukaryota, Metazoa, Chordata, Actinopteri, Salmoniformes, Salmonidae.